Molecule: messenger RNA, 4294 nt
Organism: Salmo salar (Atlantic salmon)
Lineage: Eukaryota; Metazoa; Chordata; Actinopteri; Salmoniformes; Salmonidae
Gene: akt2
Product: AKT serine/threonine kinase 2
Biological process (GO): protein phosphorylation
Molecular function (GO): protein serine/threonine kinase activity; ATP binding
Source: RefSeq, a predicted model, not a curated record
UCAUAUCCUGUUUGUGCGCGUGUGGAGGGUUGCUGUUCUGUCUGGUUUGGACGCGGCCUGCUGAUUAUAAUUGAAGCACCAGCAAUAACACGGGACUGAAGGUAAAAGCAAAGAUUGUUAUAACGUGAAAGGGAGAACAAUAAUGCCGGAAAAAAAUACAUAUGAACUGUAAUUCCAAAUCAUAACGAUUUGUAAUUCUUAAAAAGUUGACUAGUAACAACUAACGUACAAUUCGCGAGUUCACCCGACCCACCGUUUUACUGUCUUGCUAGCUAACGUUAUGCUAAGUUAGCUAACUAACCUGCAAUAACACGCCGCCGUUGUGGGUAGAAAAACAAGCUCAGCUGGCAUUCGUUGGUUAUUUUUUGGAGGUUGUGUGAUCACUGACAGAGAUCAAUACACCACCUUGGAGAAUCUGCAGAGGAUUUGCUACUUCGUGAGAGCGUUAUCCAGUUUGCUAUUAUUUCGGGGAAAGGGUCUCUGGCUAAAGUAUCUAAAGAAGUCAAGGUAUUGAGACGUUUUUGUCAGAGACACAUCUGACGCCCUUCGCCAACAGUCACAGCUCCCCUUCCCCCCCUAUUCCCCCUGUGACCCCACCCUGACACCCAGCAACCCUCCGUCCUCUGCCCCAGCAUGAACGACAUCAGUGUGGUCAGAGAGGGCUGGCUCCAUAAGAGGGGAGAGUACAUUAAGACGUGGAGGCCGCGGUACUUCAUCCUGAAGAGUGAUGGCUCCUUCAUCGGCUACAAGGAGAAACCAGAGAUGUCGUCCGACCACAGCCUCCCACCCCUCAACAACUUCUCUGUGGCAGAGUGCCAGCUGAUGAAGACAGAACGGCCCAGGCCCAACACGUUUGUCAUACGCUGCCUACAGUGGACCACAGUCAUAGAGCGCACCUUCCACGUGGAGAGUAACGAGGAAAGGGAGGAAUGGAUGCGGGCGAUCCAAGCGGUGGCCAACGGCCUGAAGACGCGAGAGGAAGAGGCGCCCAUGGACAUCACGUUUGGCUCCCCCAGCGACUGCAGCAGCAUGGAGGAGAUGGAGGUGGCCAUGUCCAAGUCCCGCAAUAAAGUGACCAUGAGUGACUUUGACUACCUGAAGCUGCUGGGGAAGGGAACGUUUGGUAAAGUGAUUCUGGUGAAGGAGAAGGCCACAGGAAUGUACUACGCCAUGAAGAUCCUGAGGAAAGAAGUCAUCAUCGCUAAGGAUGAGGUAGCACACACGGUAACAGAAAGCAGAGUCCUUCAGAAUACAAGGCAUCCCUUCUUAACGACACUGAAAUACGCGUUCCAAACACAUGACCGGCUAUGCUUUGUGAUGGAAUAUGCAAAUGGAGGAGAGCUGUUCUUUCACUUGUCGCGAGACCGUGUGUUCACAGAAGACCGGGCACGGUUCUACGGUGCAGAGAUUGUGUCUGCGCUGGAGUACCUCCACUCACGGGACGUUGUCUACAGAGACCUUAAGCUGGAGAACUUAAUGCUGGAUAAAGAUGGACACAUAAAGAUCACAGAUUUUGGACUGUGUAAAGAGGGAAUCACAGAUGGGGCUACCAUGAAGACCUUUUGUGGUACUCCAGAAUACCUUGCGCCAGAGGUAUUAGAGGACAAUGACUACGGCCGAGCGGUGGACUGGUGGGGUCUGGGUGUGGUCAUGUACGAGAUGAUGUGCGGUCGACUACCCUUCUACAACCAGGACCACGAGCGGUUGUUUGAGCUCAUUCUCAUGGAGGAGAUCCGCUUCCCCAAGAACCUGGCCCCCGAAGCCAAGGCCCUGCUUGCUGGCCUGCUCAAAAAGGACCCCAAGCAGAGGCUUGGAGGUGGACAAGAAGAUGCCAAGGACGUGAUGACUCAUAUGUUCUUCACCACCAUCAACUGGCAGGAUGUGGUAGAGAGGAAGCUCUUGCCUCCCUUCAAGCCCCAGGUGACGUCGGAGACGGAUACGCGGUACUUUGACGAUGAGUUCACGGCACAGACCAUCACCGUAACGCCCCCGGACAAGUACCACAGCUUAGACGCAGAAGACCAGGACCAGCGCACACACUUCCCUCAGUUCUCUUACUCCGCCAGCAUACGGGACUGACCUCUCUCGCGCACACACUCACAUGAGCAGGCAAGCUAACACACGUUCACACACACUAGCACUGCUGGGGAAAUGGGCGAGCGCGCGCACACAAACUGACACACUCUCAAACAAACACUCGCACAAGACACACACACACACACACACACACACCGGGAAGUGGUGAAAACAUGGAUCCUAGAACAUGACAUGAUGACUGACCUCAGCAGGCCUGUGUGGAUAGACUGGCGGCCCUGUCUCUCAUUCUGACGGGACCAGGUGGAACAGGACAGGGCUGCCCUUGGCCAUGCCUGCAGGACCCCGCCUGUCUGCCCUCCACACUACUACUACACUGGGCACAUCAAAACAUCGAUAACACUUUACCAUCCCUGGGUUAUGCCAGCAAAUACCACCUCACCACCAGCCAAACGCAUGCUGCACCUGUCCAACACACACAAACACUCUGACAAGCAACACAUCAAUCCUCUCAUACACUGCAGAUGUUUUUUUUACUACUGGAUAAAAAAAUGGUUUUAAUAAUCCAAACAAAUGUAGAAACACAUGAAAGAACAAGAAAAAUAUGUUGGAGGGUGAAAAAUAUUUAAACUCAUUUUUAUUUUGAUUGUUACGGUUUUAAAAGCCAUAUUUCUGCAACUUACAAGUGCUCUUGCUGAAACUUGCUGUUACAAAUCGUGUGGACUGUUCCUACAGAGGGAAAGCGGAGUGGGAGUGGGGUAAGAAGAAGUUGGUGUGUGUGUACCUCGAGGGGUAGCCAUUUCUCUGCUUGCACUGUGUAUAUGAAUGGUUUUGAGUGUGUGGAAGAGAAUGUAUGAACAACCAUUUGAAUUUCAACAUCUGUUUUAUGUUUAUGCAUCUGCAUGGAUAUCUUUGGAUUCUGCAUGUCGGCUAAACAAGGAGAAGGAAGGACACUACAGCACAGUCAAUGAGAGUUUUAAAGGGAAAAGAGAGGUGGUGGAGUUGUUGCUUCAGCAGCCCUGUGGAUUGACUUUUUCCCCUGGUGGUUAGAAUGGUCAUGAGAAAGAUCUGUUGUUUUUUAAAUCAUUGGAAUGUUCCCAUAUUUAAGGAUGAAAACAUUUUAAUCAUGGAUCAAUUAUUAUUUGUGAUGAGGCCAAGCUAGACUCAUCGCAAGGUUGAUAUUGAAGGUUGUGGUUGGUAUUUUUUAGUAAUAUAAGACAGACUAAGCCUUUAAGCCUUUUUUGCCUUUAAAAAAAAAAGAUUCCUUCACUCAUGGAACAUUUCAUUUGUCUUUGUUUUUGAUUUAAGUUGUUCCCUUUUGGUCCACCUAUUCCAUAACUUUGGAAGACAUUGUCUCAAUUAUAUAUUAUAUUAAAUGUGUGUGUGUGUGUAUAAAACAAGUUUAAACAUGUUGAUUUUUCUUUAGGUUGUUAAUUUUGAUCAUUCAUGUGUUCCUUUUUUGUGUGUGUGUACUCAUGCACAGCAGCAGGUUGUGGGGCAUUGUAUAACAGUCUGUGCUCUGUACCUGUAUCCUCCGUACCUCAGUGGGUUAGUAUAGUCUGACUGCUGUACUCCAAGCCCGAGGCUAUGGGAAACAUCCCUCCACCAUCCCUUGUUGACUAAGGCCCAUAUUCAGCCCCGGUAAAUGCAGCUUCAGAAACGGCAGGACCGGAUUUCAGGAACAACCUCCCUCUGAUGGACCUCUCAUGUUGUCUUCAAUGUUAGGACGGCCACGAGGGGGUGCUGAAGACCUUUUGCAAUGUUGACACAGGCAGUAAAGCCAAACGGUCUCUGAACCUUGUUGCACUCUGUCUCAAUAAAGUGAACAUGCUUUGUCUAGUAGUGUGUACAACUAACAUGCAAGCCAACACCCCUGGCCUCUCUUGUAGGCUUUACCCACAGACAAUCGAUAUGGAACUCUUCACUGGCAAUGUAAAUACCAAAAAGGCUUGAUGAAUGCAUCAUUUAUAGGCUAGAAGAGGGGAAAUCUGCAGCUUUGUAGAUAGAAUGUGAGUUGUAGCUUUACAAUGAUUACCUUGCUUCUCUGUAUUUUGAAUGUGAUCAAUAUUCACAAAUGUCAUAUCGCAAUGCUGGGGUACCAAGAAUUCUUAGCUUGUUAUUGCGUUGAGGUUUAGCUGGGGAGGAGCUAAGGUAAGCAAUGUUUUAGGGAGAAGACUAUGUCCUGGUAGACAACUUCAGCCCCCUUGUUGCAAGAUUUUACAUUGUGACAAUUAUGUGCCAGUAAAGACUUUUACUGAAA